UUGUUAACGUGAUCAACUAGCGUCUGGGAUAUGUCUACUGGAGGUGGGCAGACAGUUAGGUAAGACGGCCAUCAGGUUGAUAAAGACUAUGAUGCAUUUGACAAAGGAGCAGGUUUUGCAGUGUACAUGUAUAUGCCUAGUUUGUCUCGCGUGUGCGCGGGCUCAGGUAACCCUGGCAACCACGCCUAAACACCCUGCAGAAGGGCAGUGUGAAUGGAAGGGGUGGUCACCGUGCAGCGCCUCGUGCGGCGGGGGGAUUCAGGCUCGGGAACUCGACGACUGCUGCCACCUCUGCGUGACGAGAGUGGAGGCUCGGUCCUGUAAUCAGGAGGAUUGUUCUGUAAGUGUCAAUGGUUACUGGGGCGAGUGGUCUGGGUAUGGCGACUGCAGCGCCACAUGUGGUGGAGGAAUUCAACUGAGAACGAGGUCAUGUGACAGACCCUCCCCAACAGGUCAAGGUCGUCCAUGUCCCGGACAGUCCACGGAAAUCCGGACAUGUAAUGAACACGGUUGUCCAGUCAAUGGAAAUUGGAGCGAAUGGUGUGAGUGCCCAUCUAAGUGCAGCGUAACUUGUGGAGGGGGAGUGCGCACGCGUACUAGAGUGUGCAGUAAUCCAGCGCCAGCCAAUGGCGGGGCUGAUUGCGUCGGACCUAGCCAAUUAGAAGAAAGCUGUAAUACACUUCCUUGUGGAGUGGACAGUCGCUGGUCACCAUGGUCGAAGUGGUCAAGUUGUGACCGCGUAUCAUGUACAACUGUACGUACGCGCACCUGUUUAUCUCUGAACCCACAAAGCGGUCACUGUUUCGGACAGGCGUAUGAAAAGCUGCCAUGUGCUGCAUCAUGCUGUUUCGGAACGUAUCGUCUUGGAUACUCCGCCUCACCUCAAGCGCAGUGCCACCUAUAAUUCUGAAGGGCUGUGACUGUAGGAGGGAAAUGCCCAUUACCAUGUUAAACGUUCGCCAUUUACAAGUUUAUUUAGAUCAAUGAAAUACUUAAUAUCACAUAAGAAAGAGCUAAGAAUUUCAAAGACUUGCCGUCUAAACACAUAAAGCAAUGGGACUCAUAAUAAAGAUAAUGUAUGUUGGGAGUGUGCCAGUAAAAUCUUACAUCAUUUUUGUGUACUGCAUUUACUUUGUUGAUGUCACAUUCACAAGCGAUGAAGUAAAUAUAUUUCACAGCCUGGUUAUUUCAAUUGAUGUACAUGUAGUAAAAAGCAAAGCACUUAUAGAAGAGGGGUAGCUUAAGCCCGCAGUAACCAGUGAUCGACCAAAUGUCAUCCAUCGUUAACCGUAAAAGUGAUAUCUUAUUCACAUUGGACUCUGUGGAUCACUUCAAAGUCGCGAUACGGUAUUUUCAUCGAUGGUUAAGCGAGAUAUUAUUUGCUGUGGCUUGUGAUCAUUGAUUUUAAUUCUUGUGAUGCUCUGGUUGGACCCCACCGCCAUCCUUUCUCUCAGACAAACCCAAACAUUGAAUAGCACUGCAACAUGACACAGUCAGCUGUCAUUAAUUUUUUUAACAUAUCACUCCGUAACAGUGUCAGAGGAUGGAAUGGUGCAAUGUGUUUACUUUAUCGAUAUGUUGAUAAGAAAGUAAUGUCGACGGUCAAAAUUGCUCUAAGA
Lingula anatina is the source of this 1619-nucleotide messenger RNA. RefSeq names its product semaphorin-5A. Lineage: Eukaryota; Metazoa; Brachiopoda; Lingulata; Lingulida; Lingulidae. The record is from RefSeq and is a predicted model, not a curated record.